CACAUCUUCUACAAACCUAAAACUUAUCAUGUUUGCUGGUGAUCAUGGCUUAGGUGUAGGCUCACGAAUCAAAGAAUACAUGCAUUACGGUGGUUAUUAGAAACCUCUGAAGCAUAUACCUCUGUAUGUAUAAUGAACGAACACCAUGCCUCCCAAACGCGCAUCUAUUGCUUCCAAAAGUCGUCUCAUCCAGUACAGACGGCUUACAAGAAUGGUAUAAGACGAUUACGAACAAUUAAUGGUGCAAUUGUCUGCGACAAUCCAAGUUGUGUCUCUAGUCAAGCAAAGAAGGCUGUAAAAUGAAGAUAUACCUUAUCUGCAAUGGCAAUUGGUCUUUUCGGUUUAUCAGCACUCUUUUUUUUUUUUAAUGCAACCUUUCCUCAAUUUGAUC
Molecule: messenger RNA, 391 nt
Organism: Rhizopus microsporus ATCC 52813
Lineage: Eukaryota; Fungi; Mucoromycota; Mucoromycetes; Mucorales; Rhizopodaceae
Exons: 1
Coding region: 133-303 (56 amino acids)
Source: RefSeq, a predicted model, not a curated record